AUGCGAGGCGGCCGUACCCAGCACACAGCGAGGUGUGACACUGUUUAUGACAAAGAUGACUACAGGAAUAUUCGUUUUGUGGACAGGGAUAAACUGAUCAAUCCUAACUGGGCCAUCGAGUUGAUAGCGGAGGAUCCUGUGGUUGUGGUCAACAAAUCUCACGUCUGGUCCAACAGCUGCGGAGCCUUGGGUCAUCCUAAGGUCUACAUCAAUCUUGAUAAACCUGAGGUGGGUGUCUGUGGUUACUCCGGGAGAAAAUUUAUCCAGAAGAAAUUUUACGAUGAAAAAGUGCAUGGGCCGAGUAUCACGUAUGAAGAAUACCUGGAACAGAUGAGGGGAGACUCAAGAUAA
Molecule: messenger RNA, 351 nt
Organism: Physella acuta
Lineage: Eukaryota; Metazoa; Mollusca; Gastropoda; Physidae
Product: NADH dehydrogenase [ubiquinone] iron-sulfur protein 6, mitochondrial
Biological process (GO): mitochondrial electron transport, NADH to ubiquinone
Cellular component (GO): respiratory chain complex I
Source: RefSeq, a predicted model, not a curated record